Molecule: messenger RNA, 2595 nt
Organism: Engraulis encrasicolus (European anchovy)
Lineage: Eukaryota; Metazoa; Chordata; Actinopteri; Clupeiformes; Engraulidae
Gene: arsg
Product: arylsulfatase G
Exons: 13
Coding region: 100-1761 (553 amino acids)
Molecular function (GO): arylsulfatase activity
Source: RefSeq, a predicted model, not a curated record
GACCAUAACGACUUGUUGACGAACUGGAAUUUUCAGAUUGAAUUACCAACUUCCCAGACUUCAGAGAGAUUGUUAAAUCAGUGCUCCCUGCCUCUCUGUAUGGCCGGUGUGGGUGUUGCCUCUGUACUGCUGGUCAGUGCGCUGGUCUCCGGGGUGGUUUACCAUGUCACCCUGCUGCAACACAGUGGACUGAAGGUCGUCAUGGAGAUGGACACCAGACAGAGGCCCAACUUCAUAGUGAUCCUGGCAGACGAUAUAGGCUGGGGAGACCUGGGGGCAAACCAGGCAGGAGAGAAGCCUAGUAACACACCUUACCUGGACCAACUCGCUCGGGAGGGGAAAAGGUUCACUGAUUUCCACUCCCCUGCGUCCACCUGUUCUCCAUCCCGGGCCUCCAUACUGACGGGUCGGUACGGCCUCCGCAACGGUGUCACCCACAACUUCGCCACUCGGUCGCUCGGAGGGCUGCCCCUGAAUGAGACCACGUUUGCUGAACUCCUGCAGGAGGCCGGCUACUACACGGCCAUGAUUGGAAAAUGGCACCUUGGCCACAAUGGUCCCUAUCACCCUAUCAACAGAGGAUUUGACUAUUACCUGGGAAUUCCUUACAGCAAUGACAUGGGCUGUACAGACUUGCCUGGCUACGACCUCCCCAGCUGUCCUCCGUGUGAGCCAGUUUCUCACCAGAACAGCAGGAAGACACAGGGAUGCUACACAGACGUGGCCCUGCCUCUCUAUGAGAACCGGACCAUCAUAGAGCAGCCCCUGGACCUGUGGAGCCUGGCCCAAAAGUACACUUCUGCCGCAGUCAGGAUUCUGCACAGCGCAAGAGAGAGGAGGCAGCCGCUGCUGUUGUACGUGGCUCUGGCCCACAUGCACGUGCCACUGGCCCCAGCGGCUCACAUGGGCAUCAGGGCAGGUGUGGGUGUUGGUGCCGCUGCAGAGGACAGAGCCGUCCAGGGCCAGGGGGAAGGAGAGGGAGUGUACUCAGCCACCCUCCGUGAGAUGGACAGGCUGGUAGGGGCCAUUAAGGCCACCUCAGACCUCCUCGACAAACAAAACAACCUCAUACUCUUCACUGGAGAUAACGGUCCAUGGGAGCAGAAGUGUCAGUUUGCAGGCAGUGCCGGGCCUUUCCUGGGACAGUGGCAGACGGCCAGAGGUGGGGGCUCUGCAAAGAGGACAACAUGGGAGGGGGGCCAUCGCGUCCCCACUGUGGCAUACUGGCCCGGCAGGAUACCAGCCAACACCACCAGUGGCGCUCUACUCAGUGGUAUGGACAUCUUCCCUACCCUCCUUUCACUAGCUGGUGUAGAGCUACCCAGAGACAGGAGGAUCGAUGGCAUUGACAUGACAGACAUCCUGCUGGGAAAGUCAGACACCGGUCGGAAGAGUCUCCUCCAUCCAAACAGUGGUGCAGCUGGCUUCUUCGGAGACCUGCAGGCCGUUCGUGUGGGGCCUCACAAAGCCUUCUACCUGACAGGUGCAGCAGAGGCUUGUGGCGGAGGUGAAGGCCAGCCUCAGGUCCACGACCCUCCGCUCAUCUUCGACCUGUCUGGUGACCCUGGGGAGGGGACUCCACUGGUAGAGGGAAGCGAGGAGUACCAGGAGGCCCUGAGGGAGGUGCAGAGCGAGAGGGAAGCCCUGCUGUGGGACAUCGCCAAUGACAACGUCUCCACUGCCAACUACGCCACCGACCGUGGAGCGGCGCCCUGCUGCGACCAUGCACUACCAGCCUGCCGAUGCCACCCUGUCAGAUAAAAUCUCUAGGGCUUACCGACAAUGUCUCCUUUGCCAACUACCCCACCGACCGUGGAGCUGUGUCCUGCUCUGACCCCUUUCUACCAGCCUGUAGUUGCCACCCUGUCAGAUAAAAUCUCUAACAACAACUCCAACUACGCCACCGAUAAGGGAGCUGCACCCUGCUGGCACCACUCACACACCAGCCUGUAGGUGCCAGUCUCUCUGAUGAAAAAAGGACUUGUAGUUUAGGAGGUACAAUGAAUCAGACCAGAUUAGGGACUUUUGAAAAAAAAAGUGUCUCUUCCACACCCUGCCACUCAGACAUUUAGAACUUCAUAUUACUUAAACUGACAACUUAAAUGUCCACUUAUUGGGUCAGUAGUUGUACAGAGAGCAGAGUAGUUAGUUGGGUACCAGAGAGUGAAGAGCGUCAGGAGGUGCAGAGGUAGAGGGAGUCCCUGCUGUAGGACAUCACCAAUGACAACGUCUCCACUGCCAACUACGUCACCGAUAAGGGAGUUGCGCCCUGCCCACUUGCUACCAGCAUGCUUUUGGCAUUUUAUUAAGGAAGAACUUGUACAUAAAUCAGGGCCAGGUCCCAAGCAUUUUUGUUUGUUCCAGAUCAUGAUGGACUAAACUGCUUUAACUGUUUUCGUACAUCCAGCUGCAUUAUGUAGAUGAAGUACACUGCCCACUACACCACAGAUUAGGCAGCUGCCACCUGCCUGCCAUGCCAGCCUAGCUUACAGGGCAGAAUGAAUUUGUAAACAAAUCUAGAUCUCAUACAGACUCCCAAGAUUAUUGGACUCAAACAGCAGUUUGGCACCCUGCCACCCAUAUGUGAAGUGGCAA